ACUAAUUACUCUUUCUUUACUCUGUCCACUACUCUCCUCUACUUCUCCUCCUUUCCUUUCCCUUUCUCGCUCCUCCACUUUCUCUCUCUAACUUCCUCCCGGAACCCUAACACCAAAUUCAACCACCGGCAACAAUUUCCAGCGGAGAAUAACCCGACCCGAUCCAUUUUCCACCAUUGAUUGUAUUCUCUCGAGAUCGGAAAAUGUACAAGAACCAGCUUCAAGAGCUGGCGCAGAGAAGCUGCUUCAAUCUUCCUUCUUACACUUGCAUUCGUGAAGGUCCUGAUCACGCGCCGAGGUUUAAAGCUACCGUUAACUUUAACGGCGAGAUCUUCGAAAGUCCUCACUACUGUUCAACUCUCCGUCAAGCUGAACACUCCGCCGCUGAAGUUGCGCUUAAUUCGCUUUCUCACCGUGGUCCUUCUCACUCUCUCGCCGCUAAGAUCCUCGAUGAGACUGGAGUCUACAAGAACCUCUUGCAAGAAAUUGCACAGCGAGUAGGGGCUCCAUUGCCUCAGUACACAACGUACAGAUCGGGCCUUGGACAUUUACCUGUUUUUACUGGGAUAGUAGAAUUGGCUGGAAUCACAUUUACUGGUGAACCUGCGAAGAAUAAGAAACAAGCCGAGAAAAAUGCUGCUAUGGCAGCUUGGUCAUCUUUAAAGCAAUUGGCAAAAGAGACUGCUAGCUCUUCAACUGAACCGGAGAACAAUGACGAAUUAGAACAGAUCACUAUAGCACGGGCUUUGUUGAACUACCGUCUGAAGGAAAAGAUGUCAAUGUCUAAUCCAAAUGCUCGGAUUCCAUUUCAGAAGAAGUUUCAGAUUCAAAAUAUCAGACCAACUAGUUCCCAAUCUCCUGCCACCACAUCAAAGAUCCUUCCUCUAAUUUGCCAAAAGACAGGACCUCGAAACAGACCUUCAUCGGCAACACCAAAUGAAAAUCCUCGAAGCAGGCAUCCGCAAGCCGCAGCAACCAGUGACAAGUCCAUUUUGCAGCAGCCACAAUCUUCUGCAAUAGAAAGCCGGGUGACCCGUCCUCUGAGGUUCCCUGCAGCAGGAGCACCCCCUUAUGUUCCUAUUCGACAAAUGAGACCUUGCCAUGGGAUUGCACCUGCAGUGUCUGUUAGGACUGUAAUACCUGUGUUCUCUGCACCACCUCUUCCACCACCUACCUCAGUGCAUCAGAUAAUACGGGCUCCUCCUGUACGAAUUGCUCCUCCAGUCAGUAUUCGGCAAGCUGUUCCUGUAUUUGCUGCCCCACCACUAAGAAAAGAUGAACCUGCCCCCAUCCAAAAAGAUCUACCUGCCAGUAGUACCCCUGUCGAGCAAGAUAAGCUUCCAGCUAAAAUUCUUGAGAUGGACAAGACUGAGAACAAUUCACCACCACAACCAGAGACUCUGCAGAGUUUGGAGCAGUUGAAAAUUUGAAAUUUAUUUGAGUCAGUCUGAAUUCAUCAGAAGAACACCAUCAUGUUUUUGUUGUGAUAGCUUGGUUCGCAUCCUAUAACGAGUGAUGUAAAAUUAUCCCUUCCUUUUUCCUUCCUUACCCCAUUUUGUCCUGUUAAAUUCAAGGGUUGGCACAUGUUAAUUAGCAUCAGCAGUACAAUUUCUGUAAAAUUCAAAGCAGUUUGGCAUUAAUUUUACUAGUUUGUACUGUAUGUAUUUAUGUUAUAUUUUAUCAUACCUUUUAAUCAAGUAUGUGAGCAUGAUUAAUGAUUAUUGCUCACUUUAUCCUGUGA
This is a messenger RNA of Medicago truncatula (barrel medic), 1741 nucleotides long. Its product is annotated as double-stranded RNA-binding protein 2. The record is from RefSeq and is a predicted model, not a curated record. The coding region runs from base 204 to 1430 and encodes 408 amino acids. Gene Ontology annotation, molecular function: double-stranded RNA binding. NCBI's taxonomy places the organism in Eukaryota, Viridiplantae, Streptophyta, Magnoliopsida, Fabales, Fabaceae. The transcript has 3 exons.